GUUGAGGUCGCAUUUAGAGGUCACUAAAGUAUAAAUAUUGAAGUUUUCACGUUGUCAUCAAAUGCGAUUUUCAUUCGACAUUCACUGUUUUUCUUGAAGAAAAUCUAUAAGUGAGUGUGAACAUGUCAGGAGUUUUGACCGAAACAGUGGAACCCAGCGACCUAAAAAAAUUCGAGAAAAUUUACCACGAACAGCUGUACAAGAACGAUGUAACUCCUAAGGCUCAAUUCGAAUAUGCUUGGUGUUUGGUUAGGAGCAAGUAUCCUGCCGAUAUACAGAAAGGAAUAAUCCUGUUGGAGGACUUGUACAAGACACACGAAGAGGGACAACGAGACUAUCUGUACUAUUUAGCAAUUGGGACCGCAAGGUUGAAGGAAUACACCAAAGCUCUCAAUUAUGUUAGGUCAUUUUUGUUAAUUGAACCAGGUAAUCAGCAAGUCAUUAGUUUACAACAAACAAUUAAGAAGAAAAUGGAGAAAGAAGGUUUGGUGGGAAUGGCUAUGGCUGGUGGGGUUGUUCUUGCUGUGGGUGCCAUAGUUGGUGUGGGAAUGGCUAUAGCUAGCAAAGUUAAGUCUUAGUACUUCCCACGUAUCAAAUGUGAUAGUGUUACCAUUUUUACUUGUACCAAAUUGUAUUUUUUGUGUUUGUUUUGUGAUUACAUGAAUCAUUGUUA
This is a messenger RNA of Tribolium madens (black flour beetle), 673 nucleotides long. It is a transcript of the gene Fis1, whose product is annotated as mitochondrial fission 1 protein. Gene Ontology annotation, biological process: peroxisome fission; mitochondrial fragmentation involved in apoptotic process; autophagy of mitochondrion. Gene Ontology annotation, molecular function: protein binding. Gene Ontology annotation, cellular component: peroxisomal membrane; mitochondrial outer membrane. The transcript has 3 exons. The record is from RefSeq and is a predicted model, not a curated record. NCBI's taxonomy places the organism in Eukaryota, Metazoa, Arthropoda, Insecta, Coleoptera, Tenebrionidae. Bases 123 to 578 code for a protein of 151 amino acids.